Molecule: messenger RNA, 1729 nt
Organism: Cucurbita maxima (winter squash)
Lineage: Eukaryota; Viridiplantae; Streptophyta; Magnoliopsida; Cucurbitales; Cucurbitaceae
Product: putative E3 ubiquitin-protein ligase XBAT31
Exons: 8
Coding region: 79-1410 (443 amino acids)
Molecular function (GO): protein binding
Source: RefSeq, a predicted model, not a curated record
CCUCCGCAGGCGGUGGCGCGUGAAUCAGUUGCUGGGUACUUCUACAUGAACUGACGGCGUAACCCACCUGGAGAGCUGAUGGGUCAAGGGCUGAGCUGCGGCGAACACCAUGAAAAUGGGCUAUUCCGAGCUGUGCAAAAUGGGGAUUCGGAGCUCGUUCUGGCUAUGCUGGAGGCUGAUCCAACUAUGAUGGAACUCACCACUCCUCGUACUAAAAUGUCUGUUCUUCACAUCGCCGCUGCUUAUGGUCAGAUCGAGAUUCUUAAUAUGCUCUUGGAUCGGUCUGUGAAUCCUGAUGUGUUGAAUCGCAAUAAACAGACACCAUUAAUGCUGGCUACGAUGAACGGGAAGAUAUCUUGUGUGCAGAGAUUGAUUGAAGCAGGAGCAAAUAUUUUGAUGUUUGAUACUCUAAAUCGACGAACCUGCCUGCAUUAUGCUGCUUAUUUUGGCCACUCUGAUUGCUUAGAAGCUAUUAUUUCUGCUGCUCAUUCAGCUCCUGUUGCAGCUACUUGGGGGUUUAUUAGAUAUGUGAAUAUUCGAGACGGAGGAGGUGCUACUCCGUUGCAUAUAGCUGCACGACAACAACAGCCACAGUGCAUUCGGAUACUUUUGGCGAAUGGGGCUCUUGUUUGUGCUUCAACUUGUGCUUAUGGCUAUCCUGGGAGUUCGCCUCUUCAUCUAGCUGCUCGAAGUGGUUCGUUAGAAUGCGUUCGAGAAUUGCUUGCAUGGGGAGCUGAAAGAUUACAAGUGGAUUCAGCUGGGAGAAUACCUUACUCGAUCGCUAUAAAACGGAAGAAUCGAGCGUGUGCAGCUUUGCUGAAUCCUUCAGCAGCAGAGCCUCUUGUUUGGCCAUCAAAAUUGAAAUUCAUCAAUGAGCUAAAUGAAGAGGCAAAAGCUAUGCUAGAGAGGGCCUUAGUGGAAGCAAACAUGGAGAGGGAGAAGGCCAUAUUGAAGGAGAGUUCCUACUCAUCUCCGUCUCCGUUACAAUCCGAUGUUGAGUUGGAUGAUGCAGAAUCUGAGGGGUGCGACGUCGAGUUAUGCUGCAUAUGCUUCGAACAGGCCUGUACUUUAGAGGUCCAUCCAUGUGGUCAUCAAAUGUGUGCCCAUUGCACUCUAGCCUUAUGCUGCUACAAGAAGCAAAACACCUCGAGCACGUGUCUUACCGCCCCGCUUUGCCCGUUUUGUCGAAGCAGCAUUACUCAACUACUCGUGGCAAAGACCAAGGUGGCUGAUAAUCAAGAAUCUGAAGUUAGUUCAUCGAAACCAAGGCGGUCGAGGAAGUCGAAUUUCAGUGAGGGUAGCAGUAGCUUCAAGAGCUUAUCAGCCUUAGGUUCAUUUGGGAAGAUUGGUAGCCACAGUACAGGACGAUUUUCGGUUGAAUGUGGCGAGGACGUCGAUAAGAGUUUCUAAGGUAGCAUCUUCCGAUCGGAAUCUUCUUCGACGGUCGAUGUAACAAAGUCUUGGAUAUGGUAGAAUACCAAUGGUUAUGUUCACUACACGUAUAAAAUCUACUUGAACGUCUAAGAAGCACGGCGACAAGCGUGGUUCAUACGAUUCGAUCGUCUUAAGUAAGUAUAAGGUGGUCGAGUAUGUCGUUACUGAGUCAGGUAUGCUUGGUGAGUACUUUGUUAUGUUUUUGAGUUGUAACAAAGCUUCAUAAAUUGGUCAAUAAUUAGCUGUUUCCUUUACCAAGAUAUUUAUUUUAGGUCCCUCAAAAAUCUUUCUUCCA